CCUUGAUUUAUACUUUCAGUUCUUAAUGACAUUCCUUCUUUGAGCUAAAAAAGAGAAAAUCGGUUUUGGAAGCAAUGCCUUCCCAUUUGCAAUCCGAUGAGCUGGUCUUCUUUGUGAAUGGAAAAAAGGUCACAGAGAAGAAUGCAGAUCCUGAAGUCAACCUGCUGUCCUACCUGAGAAAGAACCUUCGUCUCACAGGAACCAAAUAUGCUUGUGGAGGAGGAGGCUGUGGGGCCUGCACAGUGAUGGUGUCAAAGUAUGACCUCCUUUCCAAGAAAAUAAGACACUAUGCAGCUACUGCUUGUCUGCUUCCCAUCUGCUCUCUGUAUGGGGCUGCGGUCACCACAGUGGAAGGUAUUGGAAGCACCAGAACCAGGAUCCAUCCUGUUCAGGAGAGGAUUGCCAAAGGCCAUGGUACUCAAUGUGGAUUCUGCACCCCAGGGAUGGUGAUGUCCUUAUAUACUCUCCUGAGGAACCACCCAGAGCCCUCUCCAGAGCAGCUGACUGAAGCCCUGGGAGGCAAUCUAUGCCGCUGCACUGGAUAUCGCUCAAUUCUAGAAAGCAGCAAAACUUUCUGUGCUGAGUCAAACUGCUGUCAAAUGAAGGGAACAGGGAAAUGUUGUUUGGAUGAAGAAGAAAAUCAAACUUCAUCAUCUCAUCAGAAAAAUGAUAAGAUCUGCACCCAACUAUACGCAAAAGAGGAGUUCCAGCCCUUGGAUCCAACCCAGGAUCUCAUUUUCCCCCCAGAACUCUUGAGAAUGGCAGAAGAUCCCAAUAAAGAAACUCUAACUUUCUAUGGUGAAAGGAUUACUUGGAUUUCCCCUGUAACCCUAAAGGAACUCUUGGAGCUGAAAGUGAAGUACCCUAAAAGUCCUCUUGUCGUGGGGAACACCUCAGUGGGACCAGCUAUGAAAUUCCAAGGACAUUUUCACCCAAUUCUCCUCUCCCCAGCCAGAAUUUCUGAGCUAAGUAUGGUGACUAAUACAAAUGAUGGACUGACAAUAGGGGCUGGCUGCAGCCUGGACCAGGUGAAGCAGAUCCUGACCGAUGAAGUCUCCAAGCUUCCAGAGGAAAAAACACGGACAUAUCAGGCUCUCUUGAAGCACUUGAAAAGUUUGGCUGGACAACAGAUUAGGAACAUGGCUUCCUUAGGUGGACACGUCAUGAGCCGACAUGGCUAUUCAGAUCUGAAUCCAAUUCUGGCUGCAGGAAAUGCUACUCUCAAUCUAGUCUCCAAAGAAGGAAGACGUCAGAUUCCUUUAAAUGAGCAUUUUCUUGCUGGACUGCCAAAUGCGGACCUGAAACCUGAGGAAAUUUUGGAGUCUGUGCACAUACCUCACUCUGAAAAGUGGGAAUUUGUGGUAGCAUUCAGACAGGCCCAGUGUCAGCAAAACGCCUUGCCUGAUGUUAACUGUGGAAUGAGAGUCCUUUUCAAAGAAUGCACAGACACCAUCGCAGGCCUUGGCCUCUUCUACGGAGGCAUAAGAUCCACUACCGUCAGUGCACAUAGAUCCUGCCAGCAGCUCCUAGGAAGGGACUGGAAUACAUUGAUAUUGGAUGAAGCUUUCAGGCUGAUCCUGGAUGAAAUUUCUCCCCCAGCCUCAGCUCCAGGGGGAAUGGUGGAAUUUAAAAGAACCCUCAUUGUCAGUUUCUUCUUUAAGUUCUACCUGGAAGUAUUACAAGGACUAAAGAAAAUCAUAAAGAUGACCUCUAUCCCAAAUAGCCAUCGAUAUCCUGACAUUUCAGAGAAGUUCCUAAGUGCUCUGGAAGAGUUUCCUGUCACAAUAUCCAGAGGAGUCCAAGAAUUCCAAAGAGUAGACCCUAACCAACCUCCCCAUGAUCCAGUUGGACGCCCAAUUUUGCACCAGUCUGGUAUCAAACAUGCCACUGGGGAAGCUACAUUUUGUGAUGACCUGCCUGUUGUGGAUAAAGAACUUUUCCUGGCUUUAGUAACCAGCACCAGGGCUCAUGCAAAAAUCAUAUCCAUUGAUGCAUCUGAGGCCCUUGGACUGCCAGGUGUGGUUGAUGUAAUUACAGCCGAGGACAUUCCAGGUACCAAUGGCACUGAUGAUGACAAACUGCUUGCUGUAGAUGAGGUGCUUUGUGUGGGUCAUAUCACCUGCGCUGUGGUUGCUGAGUCAGAAGUUUAUGCAAAGAGGGCAGCAGAGAAAGUGAAGAUCAUUUAUCAGGACCAGGAACCCGUGAUUUUCACCACGAAGGAUGCGAUAAGGCAUAAUUCAUACCUGUGCUCCGAAAAAAAACUAGAACAAGGAAAUGUGGAGGAGGCAUUUGAAAAUGCUGAUCAGAUUAUUGAAGGUGAGAUGCAUGUUGGAGGACAGGAACAUUUUUACAUGGAAACACAAAGAGUGCUUGUCGUACCAAAAGCUGAGGACAAAGAGAUGGAGAUAUUUGUAUCGACUCAGGAUCCUUCCCACGUACAGAAAACAGUGUCUUCUACUUUAAACAUCCCCAUCAACAGGAUCACAUGCCACGUAAAACGAGUGGGUGGAGGCUUUGGGGGAAAGGUCUCCAAACCAGCUGUGUAUGGUGCAAUUGCUGCUGUGGCUGCUAACAAAACAGGGCGUCCUAUUCGGCUUGUUUUAGAUAGAAGAGAGGAUAUGUUAACGAAAGGGGGAAGGCAUCCACUUUUUGCAAAAUACAAAGUAGGAUUCAUGAACAAUGGGAGGAUCAAGGCUAUGGACAUUGAAUGUUAUAUCAAUGGAGGGUGUACCCUGGAUGACUCUGAACUGGUGAUAGAAUAUCUUAUACUAAAACUGGAAAAUGCUUAUAAAAUUAAUAAUCUCCGAUUCUUGGGCCGGGCCUGUAAAACCAACUUGGCUUCCAACACAGCCUUUCGUGGAUUCGGUUUCCCACAGGGUGGAUUGUUAAUGGAGUCUUGCAUCACAGCCGUGGCCACCAAAUGUGGCUUACCACCAGAAAAGAUUCGUGAGAAAAAUAUGUACAAACGAGUUGACAAAACUAUCUAUAAGCAAGCAUACAGUCCUGACAAGCUGAUAAGAUGUUGGAAUGAGUGCCUGGACAAGUCUUCCUAUCACACCAGGAAAGCAAAAGUGGAAGAUUUUAAUUCAAAGAAUUAUUGGAAAAAGAAAGGUAUCGCCAUUGUCCCCAUGAAGUUCUCAGUUGGUUUUGGUGUGACAAGUUACCAUCAGGCAGCUGCACUGGUUCAUAUAUACACAGAUGGCUCUGUAUUGGUAACUCAUGGAGGAAGUGAGCUGGGGCAAGGUAUUCACACCAAAAUGUUACAGAUUGCCAGCCGUGAAUUAAAGAUACCAAUGUCAUAUAUGCACUUCUGUGAAACAAAUACAGCCACAGUGCCUAACACUAUUGCUACUGCUGCAUCCAUUGGCGCUGACGUCAACGGGAAGGCCGUGCAGAAUGCCUGUCAGAUUCUCCUGAAACGCCUUGAGCCCAUCAUUAAGAAAAAUCCUGAAGGCACAUGGGAAGACUGGGUCAAAGCAGCAUUUGAAAAAAGAAUCAGCCUUUCAGCUACAGGAUAUUUCAGAGGCUAUAAGGCCAAUAUGGACUGGGAGAAAGGGGAAGGAGACCCAUUUCCAUACUACGUUGAAGGAGCUGCCUGUUCUGAAGUUGAAAUUGACUGCCUGACAGGAGCUCAUAAGAACAUAAGAACUGACAUAGUCAUGGAUGCAAGUUGCAGCAUAAAUCCAGCCAUAGAUAUAGGACAGAUUGAAGGCUCAUUCAUUCAGGGCUUGGGACUUUAUACAAUAGAAGAACUGAAAUAUUCUCCUGAAGGAGUACUGCAUUCUCAGGGCCCUGAUGAGUACAAAAUUCCUUCAGUCACAGACAUCCCGGAGGAAUUUAAUGUUUCCUUACUAACAUCAUCAGAGAACCCAAUGGCAAUCUAUUCAUCUAAAGGCCUGGGUGAGUCAGGUAUGUUCCUGGGAUGUUCUGUGUUCUUUGCUAUAAGUGAUGCAGUAACAGCAGCUCGCAAAGAAAGGGGGUUAACGGAAGACUUCAUGCUGAACAGCCCAGCGACUCCCGAACGAAUUCGAAUGGCCUGCACAGACAGGUUCACAGAGAUGAUCCCAAUAGAUGAUGCAAAGACCUUUAAGCCUUGGUCUAUCCCUAUUGCUUAAAAUCAUCAUAUCUUAAAAGACCCAGAACUCCUCUUCAGAUCUAUUCGACCUAGCCAUGGAAAAACAUCAUCGGUUUUGGAAACACUGCUACAUUCUCAUAGUUAUGACAGACGAUUAACACUUGGAUAGGAAAUUUGUUGGAUACCACUGUACAUUUAUCCACAAACACAUGCUUUGCAGGAUACAAUUAUAUUUCUUUCUGAUCGAUUUUUGGCUUUUAUAAUGAAAUAAGGCCUUCUUUUACCUCUUAAGUAAUGUAGUCCUAUCUAGUGCUAGAAAUGGGAUUACCACCUAAGUCUAUUUGUAAAAUACUUUUGUCUUAGUGCUUUUUAUCUUUAGAUCAUAAAGACCUUUUCCUCUCCCUC
Molecule: messenger RNA, 4480 nt
Organism: Phascolarctos cinereus (koala)
Lineage: Eukaryota; Metazoa; Chordata; Mammalia; Diprotodontia; Phascolarctidae
Source: RefSeq, a predicted model, not a curated record